Messenger RNA from Nymphaea colorata (pocket water lily), 246 nucleotides. RefSeq lists its product as uncharacterized. Lineage: Eukaryota; Viridiplantae; Streptophyta; Magnoliopsida; Nymphaeales; Nymphaeaceae. The transcript has a single exon. The record is from RefSeq and is a predicted model, not a curated record.
AUGAAGAACCAUAUGAAAUAUGUCAUACUUGACAGGCUUUAGAUGCCACAGGAAGUGCUUUUGAACUCUUUUCACCCCUGUCUGCAGCAUAAGAUACUUCUUCUCUGGGACUGAUUGACAACAAUAUUUCCUUCAAACUUGGGAAUGUCCUUCUCAGGUAUAAUGACUGAAAAAGCAUCCCAAUUUAGGACUUCAAAGAAAGGUGGAACGAAAUUGUCUGACAUAAUUACAGGAACACACACAUAG